Messenger RNA from Aureobasidium musti, 1320 nucleotides. Lineage: Eukaryota; Fungi; Ascomycota; Dothideomycetes; Dothideales; Saccotheciaceae. The record is from the annotation of a GenBank genome assembly.
AUGGCACCUUCUCCGUCUGUCCUGAGUUACAGGACGACUCUUACACUCNUUCUUGGCUUGGUGGGCACUUGGUGGCUCUUGUCUCACAGAUCAUCACUCGGAGGCUGGCAGUUCGAGUAUCCUCGCGAUUCUGCAAACUAUGGUCUCACGUCGCAACAAUGUGAUGCAGCCUUUCCAAACUUCUAUGGCGAUAUAGAAUCAGCAGUGCUCUCACGCAAGGGCAAUCCAAUCCGGCUUGACGAACUCGAAAUUGAGGAUGACAAAUGUCUUGUUCGGGCACUGAUCUACGAUUCCGAGCUUUUCAUUGUCCAAGGCCGAACAAACAAGAAAUGUUGGAUGCAACGCUGGCAUGAGAGAACAAGCGGUUUCCUACACAUGAUCCACCAAUCCGUUAUCACCGCGCCUCCGGGCUCCGUUCCCAACAUCGAGUUCGUGCUCGACCUCGAUGACGACCCUCAACGACCGCUGAACUUCGCGCACGGCAAAGAUUCGAACAAAACCUCGGUGUGGGGACUUACCAGACUUGCCCAUCAAAGACACAUCUGGCUUCUUCCCGAUUAUGCAUACUGGGCAUGGCCGACAGCACGCGUUGCGAGCCAUGGCCAAGUCCGCCGCAAUGUGCGUCAAGUCAAUGCUGCCUUCCCAUGGGAGAAGAAGUUCAACAAAGCCAUUUGGCGAGGGGAUGCUGGCUUGAACCAAGGUAUUCGAAACAAGCUCAUCGCUACAGCCAAAGACACAACUUGGGGAGACGUCAGAGUCUGCGACAUUUACAAUGCCGAAACCAAGCAAUAUUGCAUGACGCAAGAUCAACUCUGCCGCUACAAGUUCCCUCUCCAUACAGAGGGCUACACAUACUCUGGGCGUCUGAAGUACUUGCAGCUCUGCAACAGUGCACCUGUUGUUCACAAGUUGAAGUGGCUGGAACAUCACCAUGGGGCUAUGAUCUCCAGCGGGCCGCAGCAAAACUACAUUGAGGUCGAGGCUGAUUGGUCAGACCUUGACGAGAAGGUAAUGUCACUCCCAUGCCUGUUCACGAAAACAUCUAUACUGACAAUCAACUUUCCAGNNAUGCAAUACUACAUGGCUCAUGAGCACGAGGCCCAAAGAAUCGCCCAAAACAACUACAAGACCUUCCAUGAACGAUACUUGACACAAGCAGCAACGGCAUGUUAUUGGCGUCGUUUGUUUUCAGCAUGGGCCAGUGUUCAGGGUUUUGAGCCACAGCUGUAUGAGAUCAAUGGCCGCGGCGAGACGGUCAUGAGAGGGGUACCUUUCGAGGCUUAUUCAUUAGACGCCGAGAAGCCAAUGCCUGAGGUCUAG